GCAUUACGUCCAUGCAGCAAGACCAACAUCGUGCCGUAGCAACUGCACCAGCGCCGAGUACCGGUACUCCAUCCAGAUCGGCCGCACAGGCCAUACCGCUCGGCCCGGCGCCCGCCGCGCCCCCGUACCGUGCUGCUGACGUUGGCGGUCGCAGCUAGCUAGCUACCCGCAAGAUUACAUUUCUGUUAUUCGCUGGUGUUGUUGACAUGACGUGCUAUCUUUUAAUGACCUAUUAGAGAUGAAAAUUGGACCUGAAAUAUGUCGGAAUCACAAGCAUCGAGCAGUGCAAGGAUUUACAGUAGUAGGCUGACAUUGAGACAGCUGAGAAGGAGACGGGAGAUAAAAAGAAAGAAGGAGAGGAGAAGAUUGAAAAGAAGGAAAUUCAGGAUCAAUAAACAGUGGAUUAAACUGAAGAAAAGGGAAGCAGUUAUAGAAAAGAGGGAAGCAGUGGAAAAGGAAAAAGCGGGAAAUACGGCAGAAACAGAAAUAAAGGAAGAAGUAGAAAUGAAGCCAACCCUUGAAAGUGCAGCCAGUUCCCAAGCCCCUUCCCCUGUCACGGGCGCACCAAACGCUCCGAGGUACGGAACAAUCAUUCCCAACAGGAUAUUCGUCGGUGGAAUUGCAUUUAACCAGACAAGCGAUGCAGAGCUCAGGAAUUUCUUCUCGGCGUACGGUCACGUCAAAGAGGCAAAGAUUAUCGCAGACAGAGCAGGAGUGUCAAAGGGGUAUGGUUUUAUCACAUUCGAGACUGCAGAGGAAGCACAUAGAAUACUAAAAGAACACGCCAACAGUUUAGUGUUCAAGGAGAAGAAGCUAAACAUUGGGCAAGCAAUAAGAAAACAGCCUAUCAAAUACCCCAAAGAUGUGGAUCCAGCCCUUAUUCCAAGUGGGAUGGUGUUCCACUCACCGAGCGGUGCAUACAGCUAUACAUACCAUAAUGGAGUUGCGUACUUCAACCCCGGCGGUGAUGUACAGUCGGCCAGCCAUCCGGUUCAGACAACGAUAGCUACCCACCACCAUCCACAGCAGACACAGCCCCAGUAUGCACCAUACACCGUCCCAUUCAUGCUGCCCCCUCCCGGUCCGCAGCAUUACAUGACGAAUCAGCAUCAACAGUUUGCCUUCCAACAGCCACAGCCAGUCAGACAGACUGCACCGCAGUAUCAGACGCAGUGGAGAUGGGUUCCAGCACAGGCCCCUCCUGCCGCAGCGGUGAAUGGCAGCAUGCUUCCAGUCUCCCCCAUCUAUCCCAGCCCUCCCCAACCCCAUAGCCAUGAGGUCAUCUACCAGCAGGCUCACCAUUAUCAGUCACCAGAGAUCACAGAGUUACCCAUUAUGGAACCCUCACCAGCAGAGGGCACAACAGUAGUGCAGACUGCCGAGCACUCCAACAUGCCGACACAACUCAUUACUCGCCAUCAGCCCUACAUAGGGACAGUCUCCGAACUCCAAGGGACGUACACAACCUCCUAUGAUCCCAACAGCAUCCCGAACUCCAUCGUCCAGAAGGUUACACCCAAGUUCACGGGCAAACGCCCCAUAAAGAUGCCGAGACGCGGGGACCGUGCCGUCAAGACCAUCCGGACCGACAUCCCAGGCCAACCCGGCACCUCCCCCAUCGGUUACCCAACCAUGAUGAUGGCGGCCCCACCCAGAAUGGACGAGGCGAUGAUGAUGGCCGGCCCCGCCCAAUAUGGCAACUCGACUCACAUGGGAAAUGCCUCCCAUUUGUCGGGAGGCGGGGAUAACUAACUCGUAACCUACACUUUUCUAUCACCCCACCCACUCCAUUUUAGAAGUGUACAUGUCGGUCCCAUCGUAGUAAUGCUUGAAGUGUUGAUGAGGGCUAUUAAAUAGGUGCUUAAAAUUACUGUCUAUAUGCAGGUGUAUGUUUCAAAAGUGCCUGCUGAAAAUAUACUGUCAUUUAUAAUGUGAAGUUGAAAAUCUUUUUUGAAAUGGCAGUAUUUUACUUCUUAGAUUGCUGUAUAUAUUUCAUUCAAAGUUUAGAUAUGCUACAUAAGGAGGUCAGAAUUGUAUCUGAUACAUGUUUUUGUAAGUCUAAUCAGUUAGAUCAUAGAUGUCUUUUUUCCAAUCAGGGUAUAUGCAACCAAGUGUCUUCCAUGAAUUUUCUCAAAGGAAAUUUGUCUUGCAAUUACGGGAUAUGGGACUUUCAGAAGUAGUUUUGUGCAAAAUGCUUUGAAAUAGAAAAUUCUAUGGGUUUUGGAAUGGUAUAAUGAGUAGUCUGCACAAGUUCGAUUGCAUCUUUCUGCCACUCAGUGAGCAGAUUUUAUUGUGUGCUCAAAGGAUUUUGUCCAGUGAAGAAAAUUAUAUACCUUGUGCCAACUGUUGCAAGUGUAGUCUAACAAUUACAGUAAUGUGAGCUUUCUUAUUAGGUAUUAUAUUAAAAAAGCUGAAAUCCUUGCCACAUUUUGUGCUUAAACAAAAUAUAAAACUUUUGUAAGUGUAAUAAAACAAAUCAUGUGUGCUCUUGUUAUAUCAGUGAGAAUUAAAAAAAAAAUACAUAAGAUCCUUGCCAUAUUUUGUGCUGAAAGAGGAUAUAACAGUCAAACAAGUACUGAAAACAAUACUACCAUUACAUUAUGUGUGCUCUAGAACUACUUUGGAAAGAAGAAGAUAAAUUAGCUGCAAUCCUUGCCACAUUUUGUUCUCAAACAGAAUGCACAAUGUACUUCAAGCGUUCAGGAAAUGCGCAAUAUUUUCUCAAAUUGUAAAUUACCGGUAUUAAAAAAAAGAAGGUUUUUCUUGUGCCAAAGUUUGCUCUAUCUCCUAUUUCAUAACUAGGUAAAACUGAAAGUUGUGAUUGACUUUACGAACGACUGGGGAUCUUUUAUUAGGUUCUGAAUCAACAUCAGUUUUAUGAAACACCUUGCUAAACUGCUUUCAUUUUAUCAUUAUUACUUGCAAGAAAUAUUGAAUGUUUUCUGGUUCGUACCUAAUCACUUAGAUUAAAAAGGGGCUUAUUUAAAUUGUGAUAGCUCAAUUCCCACAGUACCUUCUAGACAUCCUAAAAUACUGACACAAACAGCUUGCUUGAAAUGGUAAUAUUCUUGCCCUUGUAAUUGUAAAUAUAUAUCUCAUUAGUCAUAUAUCUUGUCUAAGCAAUACCAUCUACUUGUAAGUAAUAUCAUGAGCAACAUGUCUUCAAUUCACCUACUAUAUUACCUUUCUUAAUGCAAAAAGUAGAGGUAUUCUGCAUCGAAUCUAAAUUUGGGGGAGAGGGGGUGUUCAUGAGCCAUCUGAAAGAAAAACAAUGUUUUUUUUACAAAGUUAAGGGACUUUAUAAGAAAAAUAUAAAAUUGACCCUCCAAACUUGGCAUUCAAAGAUCACUCUCGUUUAAAUUACAAGAAGGCGUCAUGAUCUCCAGGUAUAAUUGUUUAAAAAAAAACUCUUUGAGAGUUAUCAUGGUAACAACCCUACAGUGUAACUACAUAUCAUAUGAAAGUUAUCUAUUAAGGGUCAAUAACUGACAGAGGUACAAUACAUUGUAAAAAGUCCAAGGCAUAAAAGUCCAACUAGUGUGAUUUUUUUUUUUUUGGGGGGGGGGGGGUGGUUGUGUAACACUGAACAACUCUAGCUGGAUUAGUAUAUCCCAAAUGAUGAGGUAUCUUGAAAAGAAUUCUACAUUUGGGCAAACAAGUGAUACAUUUGCUAUUAUUUACUCUGCAUGUGAACAUAUAUACUAAAUCACUAUAUGUAUAUAUUGAUUUUUUUAUCAGGUAUGCAAUACAUUUGAAUAGUCCCAAGAAAGGCAUGGGUAGUCAAAUAUAUUUCAUGAUUAAUCAUGUAGAUAGUGAAAUAUAAUCCAUGAUUAGUCAUGUAGAUGUUUGAAAAAAUCCAUCAUUAGCCA
Molecule: messenger RNA, 3869 nt
Organism: Lytechinus pictus (painted urchin)
Lineage: Eukaryota; Metazoa; Echinodermata; Echinoidea; Temnopleuroida; Toxopneustidae
Product: protein boule-like
Exons: 12
Coding region: 259-1752 (497 amino acids)
Biological process (GO): 3'-UTR-mediated mRNA stabilization; positive regulation of translational initiation
Cellular component (GO): cytoplasm
Molecular function (GO): translation activator activity; mRNA 3'-UTR binding
Source: RefSeq, a predicted model, not a curated record